Pseudopodoces humilis (Tibetan ground-tit) is the source of this 2490-nucleotide messenger RNA. It is a transcript of the gene NEFM, whose product is annotated as neurofilament medium chain. Lineage: Eukaryota; Metazoa; Chordata; Aves; Passeriformes; Paridae. Gene Ontology annotation, cellular component: neurofilament; axon. Gene Ontology annotation, biological process: axon development; intermediate filament bundle assembly. The record is from RefSeq and is a predicted model, not a curated record. Gene Ontology annotation, molecular function: structural constituent of postsynaptic intermediate filament cytoskeleton.
AUGAGCUACACCAUGGAGCCCCUGGGCAAUCCCUCGUACCGCCGGGUGACCGAGACCCGGGCCACCUACAGCCGCGCCAGCGCGUCCCCGUCCAGCGGCUUCCGCUCGCAGUCCUGGUCGAGGGGCUCGGGCAGCACCGUGUCCUCCUCCUACAAGCGCCCCAACCUGGGCGGCCCGCGGGCCGCCUACGGCUCCACGGUGCUGAGCUCGGCCGAGAGCCUGGACGUGAGCCAGUCCUCGCUGCUCAACGGCGCGGCCGAGCUCAAGCUGAGCCGCUCCAACGAGAAGGAGCAGCUGCAGGGGCUCAACGACCGCUUCGCCGGCUAUAUCGAGAAGGUGCAUUACCUGGAGCAGCAGAACAAGGAGAUCGAGGCGGAGCUGGCGGCGCUGCGGCAGAAACACGCCGGGCGGGCGCAGCUCAGCGACGCCUACGAGCAGGAGCUGCGGGAGCUGCGCGGGGCGCUGGAGCAGGUGAGCCACGAGAAGGCGCAGAUCCAGCUGGACUCGGAGCACAUCGAGGAGGACAUCCAGCGCCUGCGGGAGCGCUUCGAGGAUGAGGCGCGGCUCCGCGACGAGACGGAGGCGACGAUCCGCGCCCUGCGCAAGGAGAUGGAGGAGGCCUCGCUGAUGCGAGCCGAGCUGGACAAGAAGGUGCAAUCGCUGCAGGACGAGGUGGCCUUCCUGAGGGGCAACCACGAGGAGGAGGUGGCCGAGCUGCUGGCGCAGCUGCAGGCGUCCCACGCCACCGUGGAGAGGAAGGACUACCUGAAGACAGACCUGACGACGGCGCUGAAGGAGAUCCGUGCCCAGCUCGAGUGUCAGUCCGACCACAACAUGCACCAGGCCGAGGAGUGGUUCAAGUGCCGCUACGCCAAGCUCACCGAGGCGGCCGAGCAGAACAAGGAGGCGAUCCGCUCCGCCAAGGAGGAGAUCGCCGAGUACCGCCGCCAGCUCCAGUCCAAGAGCAUCGAGCUCGAGUCGGUGCGCGGCACCAAGGAGUCGCUGGAGAGGCAGCUCAGCGACAUCGAGGAGCGCCACAAUAACGACCUCAGUACCUAUCAGGACACGAUUCACCAGCUGGAAAACGAGCUCAGAGGAACGAAGUGGGAAAUGGCUCGUCACUUGAGGGAGUACCAGGACCUCCUCAAUGUCAAGAUGGCCCUGGACAUCGAAAUUGCUGCAUACAGGAAGCUGCUGGAGGGUGAAGAGACAAGAUUCAGUGCCUUCUCUGGAAGCAUUACUGGUCCCAUAUUCACACACAGACAACCAUCUGUCACAAUAGCAUCCACCAAAAUCCAGAAAACAAAAAUUGAACCACCAAAGCUGAAGGUCCAGCACAAGUUUGUAGAAGAAAUCAUUGAAGAGACGAAGGUGGAGGAUGAGAAGUCUGAAAUGGAAGAUGCCCUGGCAGCCAUUGCAGAAGAAAUGGCAGCCAAGGCACAGCAAGAGGAUCAGGAGGAAGAAAAAGCAGAAGAAGCUGCAGAGGAAGAAGUUUCUGAGAAGGCUCUUGCAGAGCAAGAAGCUGCACCUGAGGAGGAAGAGAAGGAGGAAGAGGAAGCGGAGGAGGAAGAAGAAGCUGCAAAAUCUGAUGCUGCGGAAGAAGGUGGCUCUGAAAAAGAAGAAAUCGAGGAAAAGGAAGAAGGGGAGGAAGCUGAGGAAGAGGAGGAAAAACCUGAACCCAAGGGCAAAGCUGAAGAGGUACCAGCAAAGGCAGAGAAGGUCAAAACACCUCCCAUAAAGUCCCCCCCGAAAUCCCCAGUAACAGAGCCGGCCAAGGCCGCCCUGAAGGAAAAAGCUGUAGAAGCAGCCAAGGAGCCGAAGGUGGAGAAAGCAGAGAAGGUGGCCAAGGAGGAGGAGAAAGCGGCGUCUCCAGAGAAACCUGCCACACCAAAGGUGACCUCCCCGGAGAAGGCUGUGGCCCCGGAGAAGCUGGCACCACCUGAGAAGCUGGCAAGCCCAGAGAAGCCGCGCACUCCUGAGAAGCCCGUGACUCCCGAGAAAUCUGUGGCUCCUGAGAAACGCCGGUCCCCUGAGAAGCCUCCCUCCCCUGGCAAGGGUGCCAAGGCUGUGGUGGAGGAGACCAUCACUGUCACCAAGGUAAUGAAAGUGAGCGCCGAGGCCGAGAAGGAGUCCAGGAAAGAGGACAUUGCGGUCAAUGGGGAGGUGGAGGAGAAGGAGGAGGAAUCUAAAGAGAAGGAGGAGGAGGACAAGGGAGUGGUCACUAACGGCCUUGAUGUGAGCCCCGUGGAUGACAAGGCUGAGAAAAUCGUAGUAACCAAAAAAGUGGAGAAAAUCACAGGGGAGGGUGGGGACAGUGGCACCACGUUCAUCACAAAAUCGGUGACCGUCACUCAGAAGGUGGAGGAGCACGAAGAAAGCUUUGAGGAGAAGCUGGUGUCCACCAAGAAAGUGGAGAAAGUCACUUCACAUGCUGUAGUAAAGGAGAUUAAAGAGAGCGAAUAAAACCAACCAUAGCUAGAAUUCAAGCCA